AUGGAAUUCUUUGAUGAACUUGCCACCUGGGCUGAAGAAACUAUUGCCCAUCACGAACCGGCUCCGGAACAACAAUAUGAAUACCAUCAAGAGUAUGAACCAUAUCAGGAACCACAACAAUAUCAGGAACCAGAACCCGAGGCAGAACAGAAUGAUGAGCAGGCUGCAGAAGAGGAAGCAGAACAGAAUGAAGAGCAGCCUGCGGGAGAGGGAGAGAAAGAAGAAGGGAGGAGAAGCAGCAAUAGCAAGAAGCAUGUGAAAAGUGUAGUAGCAGCAGCAUCAGCAGCAGCAUUAGGACUUGGAAAAGCCAAGGUGGGUGCUGAGAAGGCCAAGGCAAAGAUCAAGGGUAAAAUCAAUUGGGUCAAAGAUAAGUGCCACCACAAUGACAAUGUCUCCAAGUGA
Molecule: messenger RNA, 402 nt
Organism: Prunus mume (Japanese apricot)
Lineage: Eukaryota; Viridiplantae; Streptophyta; Magnoliopsida; Rosales; Rosaceae
Source: RefSeq, a predicted model, not a curated record